AUGAAGAAAGACACACAGGAGGUUGCAGAAUUACUGUUAGAGGAUAGAUUGUAUAAAGCUAUAUGUGAUAACAACUGGGAAAUUGCAAAAGCAUUGUUAGAGGAAAAGCCAUAUGCCUUAACCUCAACAAUUACUGCUUCAAGGGAAACACCAUUUCAUGUGGCUGCUUUCUUUGGUCAUGCCAACAUAAUGAAAGAGUUGCUGAAACUGUUGGGGAAUCCAGAAUUCCUAGAAGCUCUUGAUGAGUCUGGCAGUACGCCACUCUUAACUGCCACCGCCACUGGAAGCAUUGAAGUUGCCAAAUGUCCAGUGGACAAGAAUUCCUACCUACUUUGCAUUCCGUACUACGCAAGAUCUGAACUUCCUGUUACGUUGGCUUUUGUCAGUGGUCAUCAUGAAAUGGGACGUUAUCUUUAUUCUCAAACUCCAUUGGAAUACCUCCAACCCCUACAUCUUGGUCAUCCUCUUGGUCCUACUCUUCUCCGUUGUUGUUUGCAAACGGAAUGUUUCGAUAUAGAUGCAAAUUCAACCCCAAGUUUCCAAAGUGCUUCUUUACCCAUCCAAAAUGAAGGUGAAGACAAAAGGGAAAGAAAACAGGGGAAACUAACAGGGCCAGGAAUCAAGAAAAUAAAAGAGAUGAAGUUACAGCAAGCACAAGCAAAUGAACUUCUUGAUUUAGUUUGUAGGAAUGCAAGCAAAGAUGAAGGGGGAAUUAUUGCAGAGGCGUUAUUUCUGGCAGCGAAGGAAGGAAAUGUUCAGCUUCUGGUUAAAAUAUCAAAUGCAAAGCCUGAAAUCCUUCUCACUGCGGACAACUUACGGCGAAGCAUUUUCUAUUAUGCCAUUGAGCACCGACGAGCUGGGGCUUUCAACCUUAUCCAUGAGCGUCGCUUCAAUAUUGUCUUUCCUUAUAGCAUAGAUAGAGAUGGAAAUACUUUGCUGCACGCGGCAGCUGCAAAGGCUUCUGACACCAUUCUUAACCGCAUCUAUGGACCGGCGUUACAAAUGCAAAGAGAGCUGCAAUGGUUCAAGGUUAGUUUUGAAAUUCUCAUGAGAGAUAGCUUAUUGGUCAUAUGA
Molecule: messenger RNA, 1074 nt
Organism: Neltuma alba
Lineage: Eukaryota; Viridiplantae; Streptophyta; Magnoliopsida; Fabales; Fabaceae
Product: serine/threonine-protein phosphatase 6 regulatory ankyrin repeat subunit B-like
Exons: 3
Coding region: 1-1074 (357 amino acids)
Cellular component (GO): membrane
Molecular function (GO): protein binding
Source: RefSeq, a predicted model, not a curated record